Neltuma alba is the source of this 2016-nucleotide messenger RNA. RefSeq lists its product as uncharacterized. The record is from RefSeq and is a predicted model, not a curated record. Bases 1 to 2016 code for a protein of 671 amino acids. The transcript is spliced from 3 exons. NCBI's taxonomy places the organism in Eukaryota, Viridiplantae, Streptophyta, Magnoliopsida, Fabales, Fabaceae.
AUGGCCUUGAAUCACCAACAAUAUGGGCCUAGAGAUGCAAGAGCUGUGCAAGAACUAGGACUCUCAACUGCACAUGCUAAGAGAAUAAAUUCUUUGGAAACCAAGGUGGAUUCUCUCGAAUCCAAGAUCACAUCUCACCUCUCUUUAGUCACUGUUGAAUUGAAGAAUUUGAGUGUUCAAAGGACUUCUUCCACUUCUAAAGCUUUAGUUGCUCCAAGCUGUGACACUUGUGGAUCUAUUAUGCAUCUCAGCAGCUUAUGCCCUAACACUCCUGAAGAGGUAUCUGCUGUCUUUCAAGGGAGACCAAACCAUGAUCUAAAAUGGAAUCCCUACUCUAACACCUACAAUGAAGGAUGGAAGGCUAAUCCAAAUUUCAGAUGGAGCAAUGGGGACAACAAUAAUAACUUCAAGGGGAGUACUUCUAGAGCCAUGGUUCCUCAAGAGCAAUAUUCUAGAGAUGAUGAUAAGCUUGGUCAAAUUCUCAAAGGCAUUCAAGUGAUGAAUGAUAAUAUCUCAAAGAAUGAAGUUAGAUCUGAAGCAAGAUUUGCCUCUAUUGAAAGUAAGAUGGAGCAAACGAAAACUAGGACCAACAACCUCAGUUCUUAUGUCACUCAAUUAUCUAAUAAUAUAAGUGACCAACAAGCUAAGAAUUUAGGAACUAUGCCUUCCAACACUGUCAUUAAUCCUAAGUCUGUGAAUGCCAUAUGUCUACGAAGUGGAAAGAAAGUUGGACCUAUUCAAGACUUAAGUGAUGAUGAAGAGGUAGAUGAAGAGAUUGAGGUUGAAAAUCCACCCAAGAGGUCUGAAAGCUCUAAAGAAAUGAAGCUACUUAAAAAGGAGUCCACUAAAGAGCACGAAAGCAAGGAGAGCAAGAAGCAACCAGAGAAAAGCACUCAUGGAACCUUAAGCAAUGAGGGUAAGGAGGAGUUGCUUGAGACAUUUAGAAAAGUUGAAGUUAAUAUACCCUUGCUUGAACUGAUUAAGAAGAUCCCUAAGUAUGCUAAAUUUUUGAAAGAGUUGUGCACAAAUAAGAGGAAGUUUAAACCUAAUGAAAGAGUUCAAUUACCCUCAAGUGUGUCUGCCUUGUUUAAACCACAACUCCCAAUUAAGUGUCAAGAUCCCGGUUCCUUUACUAUACAUUGUACUGUGGGUAAACACUUCAAUGGAAAAGCCCUAUGCGAUUUGGGAGCAAGUGUUAACCUGAUGCCUCUAGCUGUAUUCAAUCGAUUAAAUUUGGGUGAAACAAGGCCAACAACUGUUACAUUGCUCUUUGCUGACAAAAGUAUCUCAUAUCCAAAAGGGAUUGUAGAAGAUGUCUUGGUGAAGGUAGAUAAAUUCAUAUUCCCAGCUGAUUUCAUUGUAUUAGACUGUGAGGUAGAUUGGAAUAUCCCCAUUAUUUUGGGACAGCCAUUCUUAGCUACCGCAAGAACCCUUAUUGACGUAGAAAAGGGUGAGAUCACCAUGCGAGUAAAUGGUGAGAAGGUGAUAUUCAACAUGAAUCAAGCCUUGAAGUUUCCAGAUGAUUCUGCUCACUGUAAUUGUAUCGAUGUGAUUGAUUCUAUAGUGCAAGAGGAGUUGAUUAACUCUUUGACCAAAGACCCAUUAGAAGCAUUGUUGAUUGGAGAAACAAGUAGUAUUGAUGGCAAGGUUGAAGCCUAUACAGAAGUGAUGAGUAUUGAAGCAUUUCCGUAUCGAAAAGCUAAGACUUUUGAGCCUCUGGAUGUGACUAGUGCUUUAAGCUCUCCUCUAAAGCCUUCUGUGGAUGAACCGCCAGUGUUAGAGUUGAAGACUUUACCAUCACAUCUCAAGUAUGCCUACUUGGGUAAUUCUACUACUCUACUUGUGAUCGUUUCUUUUAAGUUGUCCAUGUUGCAAGAAGAGAAACUGUUAAGGGUCUUGAGACACCACAAGAAAGCUAUUGGGUGGUCCAUAGCUGACAUCAAAGGGAUCAGCCCUUCUAUUUGUAUGCACAAGAUUUUAUUAGAGGAUGGUCACAGACCUUCCAUUGAGCAUUAA